AGUUAAUCACAUUCAAAGAAAUAAUAUAAAUAAUAUAAUUCGUCGAUCCAUUAAUGGGCAAACCUGAGCCACAGACGAUUGAAGCAGACUAAACUUUACUCAAUCCUAAUGCAAGAGUCUUACAAUAAUAAAAGUAUACAACGGAAAAAUAAACAGUCUGAUCAUAAAAAAUAUAACGCAAGCAAACGGUAAAAAUAAAAAGAUGCUUUCAAACCCUAGAGUCUCCUGCGUUCCAUGACGGUGGUUCAGGUGGGGUACGAUCCAUCAGUACCAAAGCUUCUUCCUCAGUCCUCACGUUGCCUCUUAUUCAUCAGGAUCUCUACCGGGCCUCCUUUGUCGCCACCUAACACAGAUGACAUAGAAUCCAAAUCUGUUUCAACCAAACUCAUCCCUGCUGUGUGUGACCAAAAUAAACGAACGGGCUUCGACCUGGACUCGGUGGCCUCUGCGCUUCGACCUGGACUCGGUGGCCAAAGUCUCUGGCAUCGGAUUACUCUGGCUGUCGCCCGUCGCAACUCAACAACUCCGACCUGGAACCAAAACAACGACCCAAAGCAGCGAAAACAACAAGACACGUAAAGCCUUGAUCGAGAAUAAAAAGUCCCGCGAUGACAGAAGACUCAAAGCCCUGACAAGCUUUGAAACGAGACCCGCCAACCGGUGGGAAAAUCGGCCGAAAUCGCCGGAACCCACAGCCAAGGAAGGCCGCCGCCGGAAGGAGAACUAGGCUAAACCUAGAGAGAGAGAGUGUUUGACAUAAUUAGAUUGUGUUUGUAAGAAUGUUAGUGCUUAAUUAAGUUGUAAUUCAGUAAAGUAUGUACUACAAAUACAUGUUGGGACAGAUUAUUACGGAGUACGGAGUAUAAUUUACAAAAUACAGAAAGUGAAAUUAACAUAAAUAUGAACAAUUAUUUAGAUACAUUAUACUAGGGGAAUAUAUGGACACGGAGCGCCCUACGCUAUG
Molecule: messenger RNA, 964 nt
Organism: Cuscuta epithymum
Lineage: Eukaryota; Viridiplantae; Streptophyta; Magnoliopsida; Solanales; Convolvulaceae
Source: the annotation of a GenBank genome assembly